ACGCCGACGGUCUCAUCCAAUUCGUCAGGAGAAAUAUAACUCGGAUCGAGAACAGUACACCUUGCAACUGCGGCGCCGCCUUCGUCAGGGUAAAGCUUAUUUACUGUCAAUGCAGUUCGAGGGUGUCCUUAACGAGAUUCCUCGCGGCUUUUAUAAAACUUCGUACGUGGAUAAAGAUGGCGUUGAAAGAAAAUUAGCUGUGACGCAGUUCUGGCCAGCAGAUGCCCGUAGAGCUUUCCCUUGCUUUGAUGAACCAGCGCUGAAAGCAACAUUUGAUAUCCAUAUAGCCAGAGAGAGUCACAUGACUGCUAUAUCCAACAUGCCUCUUAUCAGAACGACUCCCGUUCCCAACCGAGAUGGAUGGCUGUGGGACCAGUUUGCUACCACUCUCAAUAUGUCCACGUACUUAGUAGCAUUCCUUAUAUCAGACUACAGCUUCCGAGAUCUGGAAGGUCAAGGAAAGGGACGCCUGAAAGUAUGGACAAGUGAAGAUAAAUUAGACCAGACAUCCUUAGCCCUUGAAGUGGGGUCCUUUGCGAUGUCUUUCUUCGAGGACUACUUCAACCUGCCCUACCCUUUGAGGAAGAUGGACAUGGCAGCAGUUCCGGAAACGACAUUUCAAGCCAUGGAAAACUGGGGUCUCGUUACAUACAGGGAAUCUGUGUUGUUAGCCGACCCUAAACGCGCCUCUGCAUCGCACCGAAGGCAAGUGUCCCAGUUGGUGGCGCACGAACUGGCUCAUCAGUGGUUUGGGAAUCUUGUGACAUUCAAGUGGUGGACGGAUCUUUGGCUGAACGAAGGCUUUGCUACCUACAUGUCCGAUGUUGCUAUUGAUCAGGUAAUUGGAAUAUUUUGGGGUGAGUUAACUUUGAUAUUCGAACUCAUAGUAGAACAUGAACAUCUUAUAUUGUAG
Molecule: messenger RNA, 913 nt
Organism: Macrobrachium nipponense
Lineage: Eukaryota; Metazoa; Arthropoda; Malacostraca; Decapoda; Palaemonidae
Product: endoplasmic reticulum aminopeptidase 1-like
Exons: 6
Coding region: 110-913 (267 amino acids)
Biological process (GO): proteolysis; peptide catabolic process
Cellular component (GO): cytoplasm
Molecular function (GO): zinc ion binding; peptide binding; metalloaminopeptidase activity
Source: RefSeq, a predicted model, not a curated record